This is a messenger RNA of Pterocles gutturalis (yellow-throated sandgrouse), 767 nucleotides long. Its product is annotated as muscle-related coiled-coil protein-like. The record is from RefSeq and is a predicted model, not a curated record. The annotation marks the transcript as partial. Gene Ontology annotation, cellular component: caveola; cytoplasm. The transcript is spliced from 2 exons. Gene Ontology annotation, biological process: regulation of gene expression. NCBI's taxonomy places the organism in Eukaryota, Metazoa, Chordata, Aves, Pterocliformes, Pteroclidae.
GAAUAAGGGACACAGGUUCAGUCUCUGAGAAGCAGAUCAGCUUCAAAAAAACCCAUGAACUAGGCAAAUCUGCUCUGAAAACCAUUAGAAUGACUCUGUGCUUUCAUUCACAGGAGGAAACUGAGUGUCCUUCAUCUCUCUCUGUUAUCAAAGAGAUGACAGCAGGUGAAGCUCUACAGGAUGAUUUCUUCCCACCUGAUGAUCUGUCUUCUGAUGAAGAAUAUUAUAUCGAAGAAAGCAGAGCAAGCCAGUUCAAGAAAUCAGGCAUGAGGCGCAUAGAUGAUAUCAAAAAGGCAUUUUCAAGGGAAAAUAUCCAAAAGACAAGACAAAAUUUUGGCAAGAAGGUAAACAGGCUUCGAACUAGAAUAGUGACCCCUGAGAGAAGAGAGAGGAUCAGGCAGUCAGGACUGAGACUGAAACAAUCUGGGAUAAGGAUCAAGAAAACCAUUUCACAAGCUGCUCCAACGAAGGAGACGUUCAAGAUCCAUAAAAAAAAUAAAGAACGAACAGGAGCCGAAGGUCAGGAGGGGAUCCAGGAAGCCGGUGCGCACAUCGCCUCUGAGCUCGCAACCACAGAGCCCUUCACUGAAGAAAUCUCUUACACAGAAGUGAUCACUAAGGUAAAGAAAGACAAGAAUAGUGCAACAAAAGGUGCUUCCCAAUCAACUGACAAAGGAGUGACAAUCCCAGAAGUGGUUCUUAAGCAGGAAGGAAAGGAAGGAGGAGAUGAUGAUGUCCCUUUGCUGGACUUAAAGCAAUCAGCAUAA